UCUCUCUCUCUCUUUCUCUCUCCCCCUCUCUCCCCUGAGGUCUUCGAGAUGUUGAGUGUGAAUUGUGAACAAACCCGGCUUGAUGAGUAUCUUCGUGGUUCCAACCCCAGCAUCUGUUUCUAACCACAGAACAGACGCCGCCAGAAAACACCGUCUUCAUCAGAGCGGCAGUGGAGUCCUCUAAGGUUGUUUUUGGGGGAUAAAGACCACCCAGGACAGAAAGGGGAACAGUUUAAGAAAACACGGCAUAGUUUUUGGUGAGCUUUUGUUUUUAAACCGUAUUUUCUAAAAUGAAGUAUUGAUAAAUAAAAACAAUUAUAACAGAGGCACUUUGUAAAGGAAGCACGCGGAGCUGGACUUCACACUGCGGGGUAACCGGAACGCGACUUCUUCAGAUUUACUCUUUUUCACUGAUGGUUGAAAACAAAAAGAAAACACUGUCUGUGGAUUAAAAGAGACCUUCACACGGCCACACCAACAGGUAUACGUGUCGACGACUUGUUUGAGAAAAGCAGAAUGAGCGAGAGGGAUCUGCAGAGCAUGUGUAAAUGGGUAAUUCUGCUCACCUUCUGCCUGAUAACGUUAGGGGGGAGACUAACACUGGCAUCAGCCCACAGAAGCCACACAGUUCACGUCAAAGCCGGAACCUGUGAGGUCAUCGCUGCCCACCGAUGCUGCAACAGAAACAAGAUCGAGGAGAGAUCUCAGACAGUGAAGUGUUCCUGCUUCCCAGGCCAGGUGGCGGGUACAACAAGGGCCGCCCCUUCCUGUGUGGACGCUUCAAUAGUCAUUCAGAAAUGGUGGUGCCAAAUGCAGCCUUGCCUUGAAGCAGAGGAGUGUAAAGUUUUGCCGGAUCAAACUGGCUGGAGCUGCAGUACAGGAAACAAAGUCAAAACAACCAAGCUGAUUAUGCCCCGUGGAGGAUGACUAAUAUCCCUAGCCACGGGGAUAUAGUGGAGGCGCCCGUACUUCAAACAACAAAGGUCACACGAUAGCCCUACACCUGAUCCGACACGCAACAUGAAGGACAGCGUUUUAUACACAGACAAGCUCAAACAGACACAUACGCCUACCUGUCUGGCGGACACCAGCAGUUGGAAACUUGCGACGUGCAUUAUGCAAAAACAACAUUUAAAAAAAUGACCAGAUUACCACUGAGGAAUUCGCUGGGACAAGAGGAACUCUGGCAUGGGAACAUUGGGUACCUGUGAAACCAGGACUCGAAACCUGCAGGACCUGUCUUAAGCAUUUGCUAGACGUUUUGCGCAGCAGCGGACGGGCUUUCGAGCGCUUCGGGUUGGUGGUUAAUCUGAAGGAUUGCCCCUGAAGACGCACGAACAUCAGAGAGCUGCGUUAAACAACACGGACGUGUUCCUGUAGGUGUCUGCUCUGUGCUAACACAUCAUUUGCCCAAGCGCUUGUUUAUACUGUACAGUCGCUGCUUCUGUUUGAUGGGGUCAGACCUUUUUCAAUUCGCGGGUUGUAGGCUGUCGCACACUCUUUUUUUAUUGUUUGUUUGUUGGCUUUGUAAAAUAUAACAGUGACAGUGUUGUCUCCCACAAUAGAGGUGGACGGGGAUGGCUGAAUUGAGGUUCUUUUUCUGAUGGCCAGUUUAAUUACAUGCCCAACCCCCGGGCAAAUGAAUUUAUUGUAAUCAACAAGUAAAGUGAGCGCAUUAUCUGCUUCAUUUAAAUU
Molecule: messenger RNA, 1695 nt
Organism: Polyodon spathula (Mississippi paddlefish)
Lineage: Eukaryota; Metazoa; Chordata; Actinopteri; Acipenseriformes; Polyodontidae
Product: chemokine-like protein TAFA-2
Exons: 6
Coding region: 517-927 (136 amino acids)
Molecular function (GO): receptor ligand activity
Source: RefSeq, a predicted model, not a curated record